Molecule: messenger RNA, 2434 nt
Organism: Solanum stenotomum
Lineage: Eukaryota; Viridiplantae; Streptophyta; Magnoliopsida; Solanales; Solanaceae
Product: pyruvate kinase isozyme A, chloroplastic
Exons: 6
Coding region: 209-1990 (593 amino acids)
Biological process (GO): glycolytic process
Cellular component (GO): cytoplasm; chloroplast stroma
Molecular function (GO): potassium ion binding; pyruvate kinase activity; magnesium ion binding
Source: RefSeq, a predicted model, not a curated record
UCAACGAUAAUAACAAAGUUCACCAGCCUCGCUAUCUCCGCCUUCCUUUUCUCCAUAUUUAAACUGCUCACUCCAUUUCCCUCUCAACUCCCGUCGUUAACUACCUCCGCCGUCCGCCGGCGACUCCAAUUUCCGUUGAAUCACCGUAUCAUCUCCCCCGAUCACCGGAAAUAUCCUUAAUUUUGCGAAAUCUCCAGUGAGAAAAACAAUGUCGCACGCUAUUAACUUCUUUGCUUCAUCGUCUUCACAUUCGCCUGCAACUUUCACAAUCUCAAGGCCGUCGGUGUUUGUAUCAACCGGUAGUUUACGUGUACCGGUGAAGAAAUCGUUAAGGAGUUUAGUUGUGAAAGCGUCGGCAGCGUCAGAUCUCGAUGAGUCACAGUCAUCUCCGGUGUUAGUGUCGGAAAAUGGUUCGGGAGGGGUGUUAUCAAGUGUGACGAAGGAGUAUGGUCGUAAUAAUGCGGUCGCACCGUCAGCGGAUUCGAGUUCGAUUGAAGUGGAUACUGUAACAGAGGCGGAGCUGAAGGAGAAUGGGUUUCGGAGUACACGUAGGACGAAGUUGAUUUGUACAAUUGGUCCUGCUACUUGUGGGUUUGAGCAGCUGGAGGCUUUGGCUGUGGAAGGAAUGAAUGUUGCUAGGAUAAAUAUGUGUCAUGGAACACGUGAUUGGCAUCGUAUGGUAAUUGAGAGAGUUCGGAGGUUGAAUGAGGAGAAAGGGUUUGCUGUUGCCAUCAUGAUGGAUACUGAAGGUAGUGAGAUUCAUAUGGGAGACCUUGGCGGGGCUUCAUCUGCUAAAGCUGAGGAUGGUGAAAUUUGGAAUUUCACUGUUCGUGCAUUUGAUCCACCACUUCCGGAACGCACCAUCACUGUUAACUAUGAUGGUUUUGCUGAAGAUGUAAAAGUGGGUGAUGAUCUACUAGUAGAUGGUGGAAUGGUGAGAUUUGAAGUGAUUGAGAAAAUUGGCCCAGAUGUUAAGUGUCUUUGCACGGAUCCUGGACUUCUUUUACCUCGGGCUAAUCUGACAUUUUGGCGGGAUGGUAAAUUAGUAAGGGAACGCAAUGCUAUGCUGCCAACAAUUUCCUCAAAGGAUUGGCUAGACAUUGACUUCGGGAUUGCCGAGGGUGUAGAUUUUAUUGCUGUAUCAUUUGUCAAGUCUGCUGAAGUCAUUAAGCAUCUUAAGAGCUACAUUAAAGCCAGGGCCCGGGAUGGUGAUAUUGCUGUAAUUGCAAAGAUAGAGAGCAUUGACUCGUUGAGGAACCUAGAAGAAAUAAUUCAGGCAUCAGAUGGUGCUAUGGUGGCAAGAGGAGAUCUUGGUGCUCAAAUUCCAUUAGAACAGGUUCCAUCAGAGCAGCAAAAAAUUGUUCAGCUAUGCAGGCAGCUGAAUAGGCCUGUCAUAGUAGCUUCCCAGUUGCUGGAAUCUAUGAUUGAAUACCCUAUUCCAACUAGAGCUGAAGUUGCUGAUGUUUCCGAAGCAGUUAGGCAACGGGGGGAUGCUUUGAUGCUUUCUGGUGAGUCGGCCAUGGGACAGUUUCCUGAGAAGGCAUUGACUGUCCUAAGAACUGUUAGCUUGAGAAUUGAAAGAAGGUGGAGAGAACAGAAACGCCGCGAAGUUAUUGAAUUGCCAUCCAUAGCAUCUUCAUUUUCCGAUAGUAUUUCAGAAGAGAUUUGCAACUCUGCCGCCAAGAUGGCUAACAAUUUGGAAGUUGAUGCUCUUUUUGUUUACACCAAGAAUGGGCACAUGGCAUCUCUCUUGUCACGCUGCCGCCCUGAUUGCCCAAUAUUUGCAUUUACAACGGCAACAUCUGUACGUAGACGCUUGAACCUGCAAUGGGGUCUAAUGCCUUUCCGCUUGAAUUACUCUGAUGAUAUGGAAAGCAACCUAAACAAAACUUUCUCGCUACUAAAAGCUCGGGGCAUGAUCAAGUCAGGUGACCUCAUCAUUGCUGUUUCCGAUAUGCUGCAGUCCAUUCAAGUUAUGAAUGUCCCAUGAGUGCACAACUUAGUUCUGUACUUGAGUUUUGAGCUUUGGCAACUUCAAUUAUAUGCCAAUAUUAAACUAUUAGAAAGUUCAACAAUUUGGUACUGCUAGGGAGAAAACAACAAUGAGCCUCAUCCUUUCCCGAGUGUGUCCCCAUUUCAGGUGGAUGGAUCUCGACGACAUUUGAUGUUACUGAGUUGCCUUGCACUUGUAGUCAACAUGGAUAUGUUGCAACAUGGUACCAAAGUAGAUUGUGUACUCCCCUGUUUUCCUAGGAUUCCGCAGAUGUAGCCUCUACUUGAGUUAUUUUGAGUUAGAUGUGUCAGUUUCCCUUAGAAAUAAUCGCGAAUAUUAUGAAUUAUGUUCUUACAACUGCUAUGAGUGUGUUGCCAUUGGUUUGCUUUUACUAUCUAUCAAUUUGGAUUUAAUAACAUUUGUCUCUAUUAAUAAUGUUUA